Messenger RNA from Folsomia candida, 1208 nucleotides. Its product is annotated as glutathione S-transferase 2. Gene Ontology annotation, molecular function: glutathione transferase activity. The record is from RefSeq and is a predicted model, not a curated record. NCBI's taxonomy places the organism in Eukaryota, Metazoa, Arthropoda, Collembola, Entomobryomorpha, Isotomidae. Bases 331 to 1101 code for a protein of 256 amino acids. Gene Ontology annotation, biological process: glutathione metabolic process. The transcript is spliced from 7 exons.
GGUUGCAGCUUCUAGAAUGACCUGACACAAUUGCAACUAGUAAACAAUCAAAUUAGGCAAAAUAGUGAAAGCAACAUUUGUAUGGUAUUUCUCAACUUGGUCUUUCUUGAGGUAUAAAAGCACUGGCAUCGCCAGCUCAAUAACGCUGUCUUCCUCUAGCUUUCUCCUCUUUCACUCCACAUUUUGUCCUAAAACCAAGUUGAGCCGAUAUUCCUUCGGAGUCCUUGGUUUUGCAUUUAAAAAAUUUGGCAAUCCAAUCCCUCAUACAAUCUUUCCAGUUGUGCAAAAUCUCGUAUUCUUUGUCGCAAGUAUCCAACUACAUACAAAACCAUGCAGGACGUAAGACUGGUGUACUUUGACAUCCGAGGCUUAGCUGAACCUAUUCGUUGGAUGCUCACGAUUGCUGGAAUAGGUUUUACGGACGAUCGCAUAGCAUUAACCGCUUGGAUGACUAAGAAAAAAAAUACCUUUGAGAACAUCAUGAAGCGAAGAACAUCCGCCAGUGACACGGCUGCAGCGCUUGGUUUGAAAAAGCAGUUUGUCGGCCAGCUCCCAAUUCUCUGCCUUGGUGAUGACUUUGUUCUAACCCAACCGCUUUGUGUUCUCCGAUUCCUCGCGAAAAAGUGUGGUUUUAAUGGAGAAACAGAAAUGGAGGAGGCAAGAGCUGAAGAAAUUUCUGAUCUUGUGUAUGAUCUAAGGACGCGGGCGGUUGAAUACGAGGGUAAAGCUUUUAAAAGCCAGACGCCAGACAUCGUAUGUCAUACAGUGUUUCGCGAUUUACGAGGUGCCCCAGAGUCGAAUGAAAAAACAAAAAUGCUGGAAGACUUCCGGACAAUGUUUUUACCACUCUAUUUCAAAAAGUUCAAUUCUUUGUUGGAAAUGAGUGCUGGAGAAUGGAUUGCUGGCCCAAAUUUGACAUAUGGUGACUUUGUUUUGGUAAAUUUUCUUGACAUCGCUGAGGACAUGGUGGACCCUAAUUGCUUGGACGAAUUUCCAAAACUGCGACAGCUUAAAGAAUCUGUCCUGCAAAUUCCAGAAAUUCAACAGUGGCGAAAGCUACAAGAACAGAAAAAUUUGAUUAGCUAUGUGGAAAAAAAUUAAUCAAUCUCCACCCGAUUGUAAAAAGUUAGUCGAGAAGCUUUGAUGGAAUUUCAGAUAUUCGUACAUUGAUAUUUCUUGUCGUGAAUAAAAUAAAUAAAACCAACCGA